This is a messenger RNA of Aphanomyces invadans, 2153 nucleotides long. RefSeq lists its product as hypothetical. NCBI's taxonomy places the organism in Eukaryota, Oomycota, Saprolegniomycetes, Saprolegniales, Verrucalvaceae. The coding region runs from base 1108 to 2052 and encodes 314 amino acids. The transcript is spliced from 2 exons. Gene Ontology annotation, molecular function: acetyltransferase activity. The record is from RefSeq and is a predicted model, not a curated record.
CGGCCAACCAAGUCAAGGGCUGCAUUGGAUUGGCCGGCCAUUGAAUCUACUGCGCAUCGUGACGGCGCCGUCGGGAUGCGAUCGUUACGUGAUGUUGAUCUCUCCCUCGCCUGCGGGCAGAUGGUGGGGGCAAUUUUUUGACGAAGAAAAUAUGGUAUAGAGCGGAACUGGAUAUGUGUCGACCGUGACCAAGCUUGGAGGCUCACCAAGAGGGACUGCCGCCUGCAACCGACUUGGAUAAUACUCCGGAGUACCACGCCGCCAGCGCUUUCUCACGUCGGUUGAGGUUGGUUGCGACGAACACGUCGCCGACACGAGCAUGGCCCACGUGCCGGAGCUGUUGGGCUCGACAUGGCAGCACGCGCCUCGCUCCUUCCUGCACUUGUCCAACUCCGUUGCCAUGGUCAUCUGGACGGAGCAACGUGCCCAUGUCAUUGGAAUUGCCAUGCGCGUGAGGUGGUGUGUCGUCGACGGCAUGCAGCACGAACACUUCAAACGUGGUCCAGGAACGACAUCAGGUCCAAUCGUUCGUCCAUUCGUUUGGGCCAACCACGUCGAACGAAUCGCUUCUCCGUGUGCAUCGACGACGAUCGUGUAGAUUGUGCGAAAGGUUCAUGUUGGCCGACGAUGCGUCGUCAAUAUGGUAUGCCGUCUGCAUGGACAACGCUGCCGAUGUUGGCUACAGCGCAAACUCGUGCGGAGAGAGGCCUGGCGGGACGUCUGCCGUGUCAGCAAGUUUUUUAAUGGGGGAUUGAUAUGGGGCGCUUCGCUUGUCCAUCGAUUCUUCUUGCCUUGGAUGAGCCAUCCAUCAGCCAGAUGCAACCGGUACGUCCAUCCGUUCGCUUCCCCAGCAUUCGACGUCCUAGUUGUGCCGAUGCAACGCAGGAGAGGAGUGUUUGGAAUGGCGUCAUGUCUAGGCAUGCCAUCGUCCAAACAAGAGUGUUUGUUCAUCUCACAAAUUUUAAAUUCGAUUGAAACUUUGACGUGCAACACCUCAAGUAUUUUAAAACAACAGAAUCGGACCAUCAUUUCCUCCAAACGUUGACGCAAUUGACUCGGCCACCGUCGACGGCGCAGCUGGUCAGGCGACUACAACGAAAUUCGACCAUGCAUGCCCACUUUGACCUCGACGCGUACUUGACUCGCAUCAACCUCACCGUACAAGAGUUGGCUGCUUCACCGACCCACUCGUUCGCGCAGCUGUCGUUGCUCGUCCAGCAUCAUCGCCUCGCCAUCCCGUUCGAGAACCUCGCGGCGUGUCGAGUGUUUCCCGUCGACCCAGCCCACGCCGACGUGAGUAUUGGUGAACGGGUGUCUCUCCACCCGGCUCGAAUAUUCAGAAAGCUCGUGCUGGAUCGUCGAGGUGGCUGGUGCUUUGAACAGAACGCGUUGUUGGCGACGGCCCUUCGAGCUCUGGGCUACGCCGUGGAGACAAUUUGUGGCCGCGUGAUCGCGCCAGCCGUGGAUUCGACCAAGGGCAAGUACCUUGCCAAGGCAAUGACGCACAUGUUGCUUCUCGUGACAAUCGACACGAACGAACAGUUUCUGUGCGAUGUCGGAUUCGGAGCGCGCGGCGAGCCGCCCAUUCCCAUCCGUGUGUCGCCCACAUCUACUAAGACAACCAUGGCCUCUGGGGAAUCGUACGAAGUUGGACUGGCCAAUGUGGUUCGCCAUAUGCACGCAGACACGUGGACGGGCGACUUUUACGUCGAUCCCUCGACCGCGCCCGACGACUUUUCCGCCACCGACCGGGUGCUGUGCUACCAGAAGGGGCCAACGCACCCCGUCUACCCCGUGUACGUGUUCUCGCCCGACGCGAGACUGGCGCAUGUCGACUACGAGAUGGCCAAUUGGUACAGCUCGACGCACCCCCACAACCGGUUCACGCAAAUCCCAAUAUGCACUAAACGGACGGUCGACGGAUUCGUAAAGCUAGCAGGCAACGAAUUCAAGGAAACCAGACACGGAGAGACCGUUCGGACCAACACCAUCGAUCCCGACGAACUGCUCGAUUUGCUCAAGUCGACUUUCGGGCUCGUGCGCUCGACGUAGAGACAUGCAAUGCUCGCCUAGUUCGGUUGUCCUUGUGUGUCAACGAAUGACUGCCAAUGUGUGUGUGCACGGGAUGAGUUUGUUUGUAAAGGGUGCACUUG